AUGGACCGAUCCACCCUCAGUCGACUGGGCACCAUGGCGGCGUUCCUCCUCAUACUUGUCCUCGCCGCCAGCAACAGCGAGCACGGACACGCAGGAGCCGUUGCUGCGGGCAACCUCGUCGUCGUCCGGGUCCGGCUAACCGGCCGCGGCCCGGAUGACAAGACCACCGUUGCCGUGCAGAGACACGACGUCUCCUUGGCCGGCUUCACCGAUGGCACCGGCCACUGGCACGCCUUUCCUGGCCUUGAGCAUCUCUUCCCCUCGUCUACAACCCUCCCUUUCAGUAGCAGCUACAGCGACCUCAUCGGCGGCCUCGCGAACCUGCCGGGCGUGCCGCUGGGGCAGGAGGCCAUGCUGGAGGCCAUCCGCGUGCUCGCCGCCUACCGCCCCGGGGCCGACGUGGAGCCGGUCAAGCGGGCGCUGGCGGUGAUGAAGGUUGUGAUGUGCGAGGCCCAGCGGGUAGGGCCCAUCAAAGAGAUCUUCAACAACGGAUGGGACACCGGUGCCCGCGUCGCCCCGGAGCACCUGCCCUACAUUGAGCACUGGGACACCAUGUCCUACGAGAUCCUCCGCUCCAACCUUACGGGCAAGUGGGACGGGCCCUUCACCAAGAUGCUAGAGACCCAGCAUAGAGGCGCCAACAUCUGGAGCAAGGAGGAGGCGGUGGCGGUGAUGAACAUGCUGAUGGAUGCGGACUUCGAGCAAGUGCUCAAGGCUCACGCCAUCCCGAUCAACUUAGAGUAA
Molecule: messenger RNA, 744 nt
Organism: Triticum dicoccoides
Lineage: Eukaryota; Viridiplantae; Streptophyta; Magnoliopsida; Poales; Poaceae
Product: 60 kDa jasmonate-induced protein-like
Exons: 2
Coding region: 1-744 (247 amino acids)
Biological process (GO): negative regulation of translation
Molecular function (GO): rRNA N-glycosylase activity
Source: RefSeq, a predicted model, not a curated record